Symbiodinium sp. CCMP2456 is the source of this 573-nucleotide messenger RNA. The record is from the annotation of a GenBank genome assembly. NCBI's taxonomy places the organism in Eukaryota, Dinophyceae, Suessiales, Symbiodiniaceae.
AUGGUCAGAAUCUGGCGGGCUUCCGGAGAGGAGUUGUCCGUAACAACGGAUGAGCUAAGAGAGUACAUGGCCGGGGAGAGUUGGCCUGAUGACCCGAAUGUGGGGACCUUGAAGGAUUACCUACGUGCGAAGCAUGGGUUCCCAGUUUGCCUUCAAGAAGUACUGCAAGCGAACAGUUUCUUGCAGGCCGCCACCAAGCUGGAGGAGACCAUGGAACUGCAGCUGGUUUUAAAAGCAGUUGAUGGCAAUGCAAACCUGUUGGCAGCUGCAAACGAGUUCACAUAUGACGCAAUCGGGGCUGGCCGCCUUGAUGUUGCCCGGUUCUUACUAGAAGCUGGUUUACCUGCACGCCUGUUCCUGCAAGAGGCAUCCAGAGAAGGCCACGCUGGGAUCGUGGAUUUGCUGCUGAAAUCUCGUGCCGAUGUGGAUGCUGUUUUAAACUGGUCCGGAGGGAGUGCCCUUCACGAAGCACUCAAAUCUUGUCAUGGCGAGAUGCCCAGGACUCGGAAGGGAAAACUGCCCUUCACUUGUCAUCCGAGAACGGCCUCACUGGGACCGUGGCCUGGCUCCUGA